AUGGUGCUUCCUAUGAGAAGAGUUGUUUCUAAUUUAGUCUUCGCGACUUUUACAAUCGCGAUUGGCUGUAUAAUCGGCUGGUCCUUCAGUCUGGGCCGCGCUCCGCCUAUACGACCUUCAGAUUCGUCUGUCAGUGAUCGAAAAGGCUUCCACGAGUUCAUCGACAGAAACCACAUGAACGAAACACUGAAAUCCUUCACUCAGGAAACCAUUAAUCCUGGGGAUGAAUCCAUCACCUCCAGAUUCGUUUUCAACAUCACCAAGGAUUGGAAAGACACAUGCGACCAAGUUGUUAUCAAUUUCUACCGAGUGAUGAUUUCUACCCCGAUUUCAACAACGAUUCGAGAUCAAGGAGGUAGCAUCGUUGUUGAUAGAACAGAUCAAGAUCCGUACAUCGCAUGGUCUUCUGAUAGUAAUCUUACUGGAUCGGUGGUUUCGAAAAUAAUCCCGAUAGAAGCUGGCAGAAUUUGCUAUGGCAAAACUGGAGAAAAGUCUGUGACGGAGCUCGCACUCGAAGCAGAAUCUGCCAACUGCACCGGUCUUUUCGUUGUUCCUGAUUUGAGCAUUUUCAAAGACUUGGACCAAAAUGAUGCUCAGUACGGUUCAGCGCAUUAUGUCAAAGGCGAUAUUUCAACAGACGCGGUUAUUCCUUCGAAUAAUGUCAAUAAUGUUAGAAAGACUGUUGAAGAACUCAAGGAAGAGGGCAAAAUUCCAAAGAUUCCAAUCGUGCCACUCUCCAACGCCGAUUUCGACAAACUCAGCGGAAAGACAGUGACAAUAGACGUAAAAAUGAACACAGACUUGGCGGAAAUUCAGGCGCCAGCCUGCUUCUUUUUCGGCAGCACUGUGCAGGAGAACUUUAUCAUUGUCGACUCGCAAAUGGACGCUUUUGCAGAAGGAGUGAAGGAUGCGAAGAGUGGAUUGGUGAUUCAAAACGAAUUGAUAAAGGCUAUUUACGAAAUGAAAAUGACGGGUUGGAGCAAUAAGAGAACGAUUGUUUUUCAAACUUGGCCGACAUCGCUUCUUGGGUUGAUUGGAUCCGUCGAAUAUCACCAAGAAUACCGAUCGACAAUCGAGCAAUUGUCCAAUGCAUACCUGAGUUUGGACCAGGCGGUGCUUGGGAAAGACAUUUGCCUCUCUCGAGGAUCCCCGUUAUUCAACACCAUCGCCACAAGACUUGCAGAUGAAGUCGAUUGGGACGAUUGUCCGAUCAGCCAAGGCGAAGAUUGCACACUUUUGAAGAAUUGGGAAGAACGGUAUGCAAGACUAGACAGAUCGGCAUUUCCGAAAUUUGAACCUGUCAACGUUGGUGGAAACUUUGAGCCGUUCUUUCAAUCAUCAGGUGUUCCUACACUAGCUUUCCACUGUUUUGAUGAUGGAUGGAAUCCCAACUACCCUCACUAUCAUCCAAGUGGUUUUUCAAAAAAAGAUUCGAUGGAGAAUUUUUUCACAAUGGACCCCAAACUCGACGUUUUAGCUCGCCUGGCAAAGUACGUUCUCUCAGUUAUUGAGGUGCUCGCCGGUCACACAAUCGUGAACUACGAUGUUUAUAGUUAUUGCGAAAGGAUUUACCAGGAAACAAUAAUUCUCAACGAUCAGUAUUCUCAGCUAACGAAAAUGAAUCGAAACACACAACUUCCGUCAAUCCAGGGAAUUCUUAGCGCAUCUCAAGAUCUUCUACAAAAAGCACGAGAAUAUCAAGAUCUUGUGUUACUGGUUACAAGUAAUGAGGACUUCACCGAACAAGAUACGACCAUCCGAUACAUCAAUUCUCUUGAGAGGCUUUUUGAGAGGAACUUGAUCGAACCAAAAAGCGGCGUUGACGGAGAGCACGUUAUCUACGGGAGCAAAUCGAGAUACACCAGGCUCUAUGGAAUCUACCAACUUGAGGGCUUCGGGCAGCUGCUAAGGCUAUUUGAACAAAUAGAAACGUAUAAAAGCCAGUCGCUUGAGAUUCCUGAAGACCUUAUUUACACAUUGCAAAAUGAGUUCGACAUCGUCCAAUAUCAUCUUGAUCAAGCGCACACGAUUUUGGUAAGCUUCCUCAGGAUCAUGGUCAACUAUAAUUAA
Molecule: messenger RNA, 2070 nt
Organism: Oikopleura dioica
Lineage: Eukaryota; Metazoa; Chordata; Appendicularia; Copelata; Oikopleuridae
Source: the annotation of a GenBank genome assembly